AUGGUGUCGAAGAGAUGGCUGGCGGCACUCUUUGCCGCGGCUCAAUUCUCACCGGCUUGUAGCGCCGACGACGCUGGCGUAUUGGAUGUUCCUUCGGUCGCCAACUACCUAAGACGAGUCUUUGCUCGAUCUUCCGUCAUCGGCGACUGGGCUUAUUUUGACGGAGGAGAGGUAUCUCAGCACAUUGGCAACGGGAAGAACACCUCGAGGCCGUCCUCGCCACUGUCAAGCACCCUCUCCAUCGACCUCUCCAAGUCCUGGAAGCCUGCCGACGUGGAGAUCAAGCAGACCCAAAAGGGCGCCCCGAAGAUGAAUAGGCAGGCAGUAUUCACCGACACCUCGUCGAACUCGUUCUACAUUUGGGGAGGAGCCACGUCGUACGCCGCCGAUCCGCCUUCCCCGCGCCUCUGGAAGUUCAGCGCCGACGGCAGCGGGGGCGGCUCGUGGAGCACCGAGAUCAAGCCCGGCCACGACUUCUUCACCCAGCUCACCCGCUCACAGGGCGCCGCCUACGUCAGCACUCCCGACUCGGGUUUCUACUUUGGCGGCUUCUCCGGCGACUAUGCCGACCCGAACCCUAAGGGCCCCGUGCCUGGAUUCUUGCAGUUUAACUACACGGCGACGGACCAGGCGUGGACAAACCACACAGAGGCCCCCUACUCAACCUCUGGCAAUGUGGUCGGGGCCAGCGCGCAUUACGUCCCCGGUUAUGGGUCCAACGGUCUCGUCAUGAUGUUUGGCGGGAGGUCCCACAUUAUCGGAGACGGGCAGAGCAACAGUAACGUGGGCUGGCUUGGUUUCGACACAAUCUACAUCAUGGACCCCUUGACCAAGGUGUGGUAUUCCCAAAAGACCAGCGGGAAUGCUCCCGGCGCGCGCAUGUGGCACUGCACAGUCGGCGCCGUGAGCCAGAACAACACUUAUGAGAUUUUUGUGUUCGGCGGCAGCAACCUAGCGAACUCACAGACCUACGACGAGGUCUACGUCCUCUCGCUCCCCGGGUUCGUCUGGAUGAAGGCGGACUACACGCCCAGUUCGCCGCGGGAUUGCAUGUCGUGCGUCGUCGCUGGUCAGCGCCAGAUGGUCACCUUUGGAGGCAUUGACCGGAUGCGUUGGAACGACAACUCGACAAACUUCUUCCGCGAUCCGGACCCGUUUCCCCAGGGAGUGGGCAUCUUCGACCUGACGGAUUUGAAGUGGAAGGACGAGUACAACGCCGAUGCUUCUAGCUACGAUUCACCGGGGGCCAUCAAGGCCUGGUAUAACGAAGGAAACUUGGCGAGUGUCCAGUACUCUGAAGGGGUCGAAGGGCUCAUGAAGUCCGGCACCUCCGGUUCCCGCUUCUUCUCCGGCGCGGAUCCCGCACCUGACGACUCCGGAUCCGGCUCGGUAAACACUGGCGCCAUCGCCGGUGGUGUGGUGGGAGGCGUUGCAGGCAUAGCCCUGAUCGGCCUGGCCGCGUUUUAUCUCAUGAGACGGCGGAAGCACAAGCGGGCUCCCGGCCAGAAGACCGGCGGCGCCGUAGAAGACCCGAUCUAUCCCCAAGAAAUGGAGCAGUCGUAUUCUCCCAACCCGCCCCCGACGACGUCCGUGGCGCCGUCCGAGCUUCAUGGGGAGUACCGCGAUCACUCGCCGUACUCUAUGGGGGAGGUCCCCAAGAUGAUGCAACCGCCAGAGCUGGACGCGCAGGACCCGCGGUAUGGCCACGCCGCAGAACUAGACGCGUCGGAGACGCGGAGAUGA
This is a messenger RNA of Colletotrichum navitas, 1743 nucleotides long. Its product is annotated as kelch repeat protein. The transcript is spliced from 4 exons. The record is from RefSeq and is a predicted model, not a curated record. Bases 1 to 1743 code for a protein of 580 amino acids. Gene Ontology annotation, molecular function: protein binding. Lineage: Eukaryota; Fungi; Ascomycota; Sordariomycetes; Glomerellales; Glomerellaceae.